Ipomoea nil (Japanese morning glory) is the source of this 3248-nucleotide messenger RNA. RefSeq names its product copper-transporting ATPase RAN1. Gene Ontology annotation, biological process: monoatomic cation transport. The transcript has 9 exons. Gene Ontology annotation, molecular function: ATP binding; copper ion binding; ATPase-coupled monoatomic cation transmembrane transporter activity. Gene Ontology annotation, cellular component: membrane. Lineage: Eukaryota; Viridiplantae; Streptophyta; Magnoliopsida; Solanales; Convolvulaceae. The record is from RefSeq and is a predicted model, not a curated record. The coding region runs from base 1 to 2991 and encodes 996 amino acids.
AUGUCGCCGAGCAUGAGGGACGUUCAGAUGACGGCGACGAACGGAAAUUCGUCGGAGGAGGAUUUCGGCGACUGUGAGGAGGUACGGCUACUGGAUUCUUACGACGAGGAGAAUUCCGGGGAGAAUUUGAGGAGAAUUCAGGUUAGAGUCACGGGAAUGACGUGCGCCGCCUGCUCCACCUCCGUCGAAGGAGCUCUCAUGUCCUUAAAUGGAGUCGUUAAGGCUUCCGUUGCUCUUCUUCAGAAUAAAGCUGAUGUGGUUUUCGAUCCUCACGUGGUCAAGGAUAAAGAUAUUGAGAAUGCCAUAGAAGAUGCAGGAUUUGAGGCAGAGGUUCUAGCUGAACCCAAUGCAUCUCAUGCCAACACAAAUGGAACAGUGUCCGGACAGUUCAUGAUAGGUGGUAUGACAUGUGCAGCAUGUGUAAACUCUGUUGAAGGUAUCCUGAGUAGUCUUCCAGGUGUAAAAAGAGCAGUGGUUGCUUUGGCUACAUCAGUGGGGGAGGUUGAAUAUGAUCCAACUGUUAUCAGUAAAAAUGACAUUGUCAAUGCAAUUGAAGAUGCUGGUUUUGAAGGUUCAUUGAUGCAGAGUAGUGCACAGGAUAAAAUCAUACUAGGAGUUGUUGGAAUUUCUGGUCAAAUGGAUAUGCAAUUGUUAGAAGGCAUUUUGUCUAAGUUGCACGGAGUGAGACACUUUUUUUAUAACCCCACAUCAAGAGAGCUAGAAGUUGUCUUUGAUCCUGAGGUUCUUGGUUCAAGAUCUGUAGUUGAUGGCAUUAAUGGGGGAAGUGGUGGCAAAUUUACAUUACAUGUUAAGAAUCCUUAUACAAGAAUGGCUUCUAGAGAUAUUGAAGAAUCCUCAAGCAUGUUUCGCCUUUUCACAGCAAGCUUAUUGCUUAGUGUUCCUGUACUUCUAAUGCGUGUAGUCUGCCCCCAUAUUCCUUUGAUCUAUGCUAUACUACUUCGACGCUGUGGUCCUUUCAAAAUGGAUGAUUGGCUGAAGUGGGCCUUGGUGACUGUUGUUCAGUUUGUUAUUGGUAAGCGUUUCUAUGUUGCAGCUGGAAGAGCACUUCGAAAUGGCUCAACAAACAUGGAUGUCCUAGUUGUGUUGGGAACUACAGCGUCAUAUGUUUACUCUGUAUGUGCACUACUUUAUGGUGCAAUUGAAGGAUAUUGGCCCCCAACUUACUUUGAAACAAGUGCUAUGUUAAUCACAUUUGUGCUUCUGGGGAAGUACUUGGAGACUCUGGCUAAGGGAAAAACAUCAGAUGCAAUCAAAAAGCUUGUAGAGCUUACACCAGCAACAGCUAUAUUGCUUGCCAAAGACAAAGGUGGAAAAAUUGUAGAAGAAAGAGAAAUAGAUGCAUUGUUGAUUCAACCUGGUGAUAUAUUAAAAGUACUUCCCGGUACAAAAGUUCCUGUUGAUGGUGCAGUUGUAUGGGGCUCAAGCUAUGUCAAUGAGAGUAUGGUCACUGGUGAAUCUGUCCCUGUUUCAAAAGAGAUCAGUUCUUCAGUUAUUGGAGGUACAAUAAAUUUGCAUGGUGUGCUUCACAUACAGACCACCAAAGUUGGGUCUAGCACAGUUUUGAGUCAGAUUAUAUCUCUGGUUGAGACUGCACAGAUGUCAAAAGCGCCUAUUCAGAAGUUUGCCGAUUAUAUUGCAAGCGUUUUUGUUCCUGCAGUUGUUACUCUUUCAUUGCUGACAUUCUUAGGAUGGUAUCUUGCUGGGGCUGUUGGAGCCUAUCCAAAAGAAUGGUUACAUGAAAAUGGCAAUUAUUUUGUUUUUGCACUCAUGUUUGCAAUAUCAGUUGUGGUAAUUGCUUGCCCAUGUGCACUUGGUUUGGCAACCCCAACCGCUGUUAUGGUUGCAACUGGAGUUGGUGCCAAUAAUGGCGUGUUGAUAAAAGGAGGUGAUGCAUUAGAGAGGGCACAGAAGAUUGAACAUGUAAUAUUUGAUAAAACUGGCACUCUAACCCAGGGUAAAGCAACAGUCGCAACUGCAAAAGUUUUCACAGGAAUGGAUAAAGGAGAAUUCCUUACAUUGGUAGCUUCUGCAGAGGCUAGCAGUGAACAUCCAUUGGGUCAAGCAAUAUUGGAAUAUGCCCGCCAUUUCCAUUUCUUUGAUGAACCUUCAAAUACCAAGGUUACACAAAGUCAUGGAGCAAAGUCCAAGUUCUCUGGAUGGCUGCAUGAUGUCUCAGAUUUCUCUGCAUUGCCUGGAAGAGGUGUACAGUGCUUCAUUGGCGGAAAAAAAGUUUUGGUUGGUAACCGGAAGCUGCUGACUGAAAAUGGAAUAAGUAUAUCAAAAGACGUAGAAAAUUUUGUUGUAGAAUUGGAAGAGAGUGCAAAGACUGGCAUUUUGGUGGCCUAUGACAAUGUUGUAAUAGGUGUCAUGGGGAUAUCAGACCCUCUAAAGAGAGAAGCUGCUGUAGUUGUGGAAGGCCUCAUGAAAAUGGGCAUCAAUCCUGUCAUGGUCACUGGCGAUAACUGGAGAACAGCUCGAGCUGUUGCAAAGGAGGUUGGUAUUCAUGAUGUUAGAGCAGAAGUGAUGCCAGCAGGAAAAGCAGACGUAGUCCGCUCAUUCCAGAAGAGAGGAAGUGUCGUCGCAAUGGUGGGCGAUGGCAUCAACGACUCUCCUGCAUUAGCUGCUGCUGACGUCGGGAUGGCAAUCGGGGCCGGAACAGACAUCGCAAUCGAAGCUGCAGACUACAUACUGAUGAGGAGCAACUUGGAGGAUGUGAUUACCGCCAUUGAUCUCUCGAGAAAGACCAUAGCCCGCAUCAGGAUGAACUACGUAUUCGCCAUGGCCUACAACGUGGUUGCCAUCCCUAUAGCUGCAGGGGCGUUCUUUCCUCUGGUAAAAGUGGAGAUGCCGCCGUGGGUGGCUGGUGCAUGCAUGGCCAUGUCUUCUGUUAGUGUUGUGUGCUCUUCUCUGCUUCUCAAGAGAUACAAAAAGCCAAGACUUACCACAAUACUGGAAAUUACUGUAGAGUAGGAUCAUUGGAGCAAAAUUAAUUAUAAAAUGUUGAAAAACACAACAUUAAAAAAAAAAAAAAAAGAUUUGCAUUUUACCCUCAUUCCUUUCUUAGGUACAAAAGGUGUAUUAGUCAGUUGUCUUCCUAAUGUAUAUUUUGUAUCCCUUGUAAAAAAAGAAGAAAUUGAGAACUGAUUGGGAGGAAUUAAGCCUAGCCCAGCAAGAGUUGGCAUUUUUUGAAGUUAAUAAAACAUAAAUAUAGAUUAACUUCGGCUUAA